Messenger RNA from Diplodia corticola, 1947 nucleotides. RefSeq names its product rna recognition domain-containing protein. NCBI's taxonomy places the organism in Eukaryota, Fungi, Ascomycota, Dothideomycetes, Botryosphaeriales, Botryosphaeriaceae. The coding region runs from base 1 to 1947 and encodes 648 amino acids. The transcript is spliced from 7 exons. Gene Ontology annotation, molecular function: RNA binding. The record is from RefSeq and is a predicted model, not a curated record.
AUGGCUCAGGUCACUACUCCCCCUCCGUCCUCUCACAGCAAGCACCGCCGUGUGCGCUCCACCCCCGACCACGCAUCACCUGGCAGUUCUGGUGAUGAGACCUACUCCGUGUCACCCGCCGCUCCUUCGACUCCCUUCAGCCCGCUCGAGAGUCGCGGCGGUGUCACUAUCCCGAGCACGCCUCUCUCACCGCCGUCCGAUGGCGUUGUUGACCGUGGCGAGCGCUGCCAUGGUAGAAGCAUCGAGGAGACGAAGUGCUCGUUCAAGCCUGCUUCUGUGGCUGAGCUCUACGAUGACCAAAUUUUCCUGAGGAACCCUGAUGAGAAGUCGGCGCCUGAUCCGAUCGUGGUCAAGUCGGGCAGCAUGGCGCCUUUCCAAAAGAGCACUUUCGUUCCAACGUCGAUGAGGCGCCGCGGACAAACCAUUCUGCACCCUCACCUGAUGGCAAGUCGCUCUGACCCGGCUGACAUGUAUGCCAUGCUCGAAAAUCAGCGUCCGCAGCCCUAUGAUGGUCAUUUCAUGCAAGUGCACCCUGAAGAGACGGUCAUCAGCAUAUCGUCCCGCCCCGGAUCGUCAUCUCGUGAAGAGGAGUCCGCCGCCUUUGAGGAGUAUGUUCGUGCUGGCCAUAGCGACAAAAUCAAUGCUGGCAAUGCUCAAGCCAAGCUGACUCCUGAGGCCUGCCUUUUCGUGGCAAACCUUCGUAAAGACAAGACGGACAGGGAGCUCCAUGCCGCCUUGAUCGAUGAAUUCGAAACCUACGGAACAUGCUACGUCAAAGUCAAGCGUAAUGGCGAUAUGCCGAUCGCCUUUGUACAGUUCCACGAGAAGAGCAAUGCCGAUUCAGCCAUGGAACGUGCCACUGGGGCUUCAAUCCUCGAGCGCCCCUGCCGGAUCGAGAGGGCGAGGGCUCCUCGUUCCGUUUUCGUCUCCCGCCGCGAUGGAAGGACGCCCUCUAAGGCCGAAGUCUUGCAGCUUCUCCAGAAAGUCGGCGAAGUUGAUAAGGUCUGGGAGAUCUCAGAGAUUGAGAGGGAGAGAUUUGCACUGGCUCCCGGCUUCGGCUGCCGCUUCACUUUCUACCAGGACUCCAUCGAUGCGAUUGCGUACUACCGCGAUCACCGUAUCUAUGAUGUGGAAACCUUUCGGGCGCCGGAGAGGAACUGUGCGCCCACCUUUGCCUGGGACAGCAUCCUUUCGCACCCGAACCGUUUGUCGAACAUCCCUCGCUUCGACGCCGACAUCCACCUGCGCAAUGCUCUGUGGGUGGGUGGGCUUCCGUCGAGUGUCACCAAGUCUGAGUUGUUGCGGGUGUUCUCCAACCCACGCCGGGUGAUUUCCCACGUGGAUAUCAAGAUCCGUACCAUGGCCGCGGACAUUAGCGAGGCUAGCUAUGCGGUCAUCCACUUUGCUGAUGACCAGAGUGCCUCUGACGCCGCUUUGUGCACGUACCGUAGGCUGCGCCUCUUCAACGGCGAGCGCGUUCGCAUCCAGUGGGCCUUCAAGGAUUUCGUUCGUAACGUCGGACACGGCCCUACUGUUGGACUCAAGAACCACGGUGGCUGCGGUUUCGGCACCUACUUUGGUAACGGCCCUAUCCAGGAUAGCAGCUGCAGCUUCGGUCUCGACUUUGGACGUGGUACCCACGGUGUCCCGCUUCCUUUCCGCGCCUUUGGCAACCACCCUCGCCCGGCAGGCGAUGUGGCUUCUUCCCACGCUGGCUUUGUCAAUGGAGCUGGCCAUUUCCCUGUGGGAAACUUCAUGGGCCAGAACUCGGCUCAGCACGCCGCUGUGAACAGCCAAGUCUAUGGCAUGUACCCUGGCUCCAUCGCUGCAACCCAUACCAACGGCGGACAUGUCGCUAACCGCGCAACCUCGUCGGCGCCUUUUGUGGGCUACCCGGUUGUCAACGGCACUUACCCCAUGUGCACGCGCUUUCCUUCGAGGCUGUAA